Drosophila subpulchrella is the source of this 481-nucleotide messenger RNA. It is a transcript of the gene SNRPG, whose product is annotated as probable small nuclear ribonucleoprotein G. The transcript is spliced from 3 exons. NCBI's taxonomy places the organism in Eukaryota, Metazoa, Arthropoda, Insecta, Diptera, Drosophilidae. Gene Ontology annotation, cellular component: spliceosomal tri-snRNP complex; catalytic step 2 spliceosome; precatalytic spliceosome. The coding region runs from base 105 to 335 and encodes 76 amino acids. Gene Ontology annotation, biological process: mRNA splicing, via spliceosome; spliceosomal snRNP assembly. Gene Ontology annotation, molecular function: RNA binding. The record is from RefSeq and is a predicted model, not a curated record.
UCGGCACAAGCCACACCACCGCUAGAAAGAUAGUGUCAUCUCUACUCUGCGGCCGCAUUUUUACUUGGUUUUCGCGUUUUUAGCAAAUUACAAAUUAACACAAAAUGUCGAAGGCCCAUCCUCCAGAGCUGAAAAAGUACAUGGACAAGCGCAUGAUGCUGAAACUGAACGGUGGACGCGCCGUCACCGGCAUUUUGCGGGGCUUCGAUCCCUUCAUGAAUGUGGUCCUGGACGACACGGUGGAGGAGUGCAAGGACAACACGAAGAACAACAUCGGAAUGGUGGUAAUCCGCGGCAACAGCAUCGUCAUGGUGGAGGCUCUGGACAGGGUCUAGCACCCGCCUCGGAUCGAAAUACCCUCAAGCACCCCAAUCGUUAGCCGUAGUGUCUAGUCUUAAGGCUCAGAAACAUUCAUGCGCUUGUACACCGUCAGAAAAACACAAGAAUUCUUAAAUAAAUUAUACCCUACAAAGCCAAUAAA